Molecule: messenger RNA, 1292 nt
Organism: Aspergillus eucalypticola CBS 122712
Lineage: Eukaryota; Fungi; Ascomycota; Eurotiomycetes; Eurotiales; Aspergillaceae
Product: RTA1 domain-containing protein
Exons: 4
Coding region: 1-837 (278 amino acids)
Cellular component (GO): fungal-type vacuole; plasma membrane
Source: RefSeq, a predicted model, not a curated record
AUGAGCAUCACUUGCACGCACGUUACGCCAGAAUGUCCCGUCACAGCGACAACAUACGGCUACUACCCCAACCUCGGCGGUAACAUCUUUUUCGCCGUCUACUUCGGCCUUCUCGGCACCCUCCAACUCGGUCUCGGCGUCUACUACCGCUCCUGGACAAUGAUGAUCGCAAUGGUAAUCGGCGGAUACAUGGAACUAGCAGGAUACAUCGGCCGAAUUCUAAUGAACCACAACCCCUGGGACCAGGGCGCCUUCAAACUGCAAAUCGUCUGCCUCGUGCUCGCCCCGACCUUCAUCGCCGCCGGUAUCUAUCUCACCCUGAAGCACCUCUUCACCUGGAUCUUCAUCAGCUGUGAUGUCGGAUCACUCAUUCUCCAAGCCGCAGGUGGCGGUGUCGCCGCGGCAGCAGGCAGCGAGAAUCAGAGUCUGCUGAAGGUGGGCGAUGAUAUCAUGGUAGCGGGUAUUGCCUUCCAGGUGGGCACGAUGUCAGUUUGUGGUCUGUUAGCGUUGGAUUUCUUCAUCCGCGUCGUGAGAAAGGGACCUGGUUUGGGCGGCGAGAAGUUCAUUGAUGAGAAUGGAAACCUCACUGGGCCGAAAAACCUCAGACUCGUUAUUUGGGCCGGCAUUGUGGCUUACUUUGCUACUUUGAUUCGGUGUAUUUAUCGUAUCCCUGAAAUGGCCGGUGGAUGGGGUAACCCGCUCAUGCAGAGAGAGGAUGAAUUCUUGGUUCUUGAUGGAAUGAUGAUGGCGAUUGCCGUGAGCUGCCUUACCUACUUCUACCCCGGAUUCUUCCUCGAAUCUAUCCGGAAGGGGAUGAAGAAGACGCCUAAAGCCUAAUUAUAUACAAAAGACCAUAUACUAGUGUCCAUACUACAAGUAUAGUUACAUUCAAUAGAUACCCGUUUACUAUCGUUGCAGUUACUGCCGGUAUCUCAGUAUGGUUUUACCACUAUACAUACCCGUUCUAGUACCAAGGAGGAAUACUUCGGCAGGCAAAAGUCAGUGGGUCCGUGUAUUUAGCCCAUAUACCACAAGUAUAUUCACUGGGAAAGGAAACCCGCCUACACCCAAAAGGAUAUACAACCAGGGUUUAACAGCGCACGAGAAGAAGCAUGCAAGAGUAACGAGUGCAAUGGUAGAUUGAAUGAAAAGAAGGAAGAAAGGCAAAAGUAAAAAGAAGUGAGAUUAAACUCCAUCGUAGACCAAUUAACAACGAGAAAAAGAAGAAAACUCCCCGCAUCAGCAACAAGAAUUGUCAGGCGAAAGGGGAAAAAUGCAUAUAUCCCGUACGU